UAUAACGAGCUACUACGUACGCAUUUGCUAUUUUGUUUUAUUUUUUAUAUUUACAUAAUAAUAUAAUUAAGAAGCCAGAAUAUACAAAUUGCAAGUGUUUCUCAUGAUACGAUACUUUCAUCGUUUGCAAGUUUCUGAAUUUCUGCCUAAUCUACCUUGGAAACGCUGUGUACAAAGAUCUUCUAAAAUGUCAGCUCGACCUGGAAAACUUGGUGAACCAGAGCAGGAAACAUUGUUAAAACCGUUGUUUGAAAAUGGAUGGAAAAUGGUUGAUGGACGGGAUGCUAUACACAAGGAAUUCUUAUUCAAAAACUUCAACCGUGCAUUUGGUUUUAUGACAAGGGUGGCACUAGAAGCAGAAAAAAUGGAUCACCAUCCAGAAUGGUUUAAUGUUUAUAACAAGGUCCAGAUUACCUACUCAACUCAUUCUUGUGGUGGGCUUUCUUUAAAUGAUAUUAAACUUGCUCAAUUCACUGAUACAGCAUCUUCCUCAAUGGGAGAUGACUAAACUUUUUGCUGACAUUGACUUAACUGUUAUGUGUUGGAAUUAAGUUUCACUUGGAAAAAUAGUAAAAAAGAAACAUCUGACAAUUUAAAUAUAAAAAUUUGCAAAUAAAUUUGAAUUGCGUUGAUGUUGAAUUCCUGCCCAACAAAGCAAAAAUUAUGCAAAAAUUAUGCAAAAAGUGCAAAAUGUGCUAUUCAAUUUAUAGAAGGGAGCAUGCAAAAUUAAUGUUCAUGUGGGACAGGAGCAAUGGGGCAUUGACAUUGAUAUAAUCUAAUGACAAGCAAAGCCUGAGAAAUCCAUGAUUAAACACGAUACAGAUGUGUGAGAAAGCAGUUUGCAAAUAUGGACUAAUAUAAUUUUUAUUCAGAAGUAUAAUGGUAUAACUACAAAUUACAAUACAAUUUCACUUUGACUGAUUUCAUGCAUUU
Messenger RNA from Dendronephthya gigantea, 933 nucleotides. Its product is annotated as probable pterin-4-alpha-carbinolamine dehydratase. NCBI's taxonomy places the organism in Eukaryota, Metazoa, Cnidaria, Anthozoa, Malacalcyonacea, Nephtheidae. Gene Ontology annotation, molecular function: 4-alpha-hydroxytetrahydrobiopterin dehydratase activity. Gene Ontology annotation, biological process: tetrahydrobiopterin biosynthetic process. The transcript is spliced from 2 exons. Bases 104 to 508 code for a protein of 134 amino acids. The record is from RefSeq and is a predicted model, not a curated record.